CUUUCACGGAAACUCUUUUUCAAAUUCUUGGCCAUAGACCUAUUACAUCCUAUGAAUCGUUUAACCAUUUUUUAAGGAAAAUUUUUCAGUUUGGCUCUGAUGUUACUUCUUUCUUCCAUUGGCUUCUGGGUUGUCUAACAAGACAGGGUUUUGGAGUCCCAGAAAACCAGAUGAAAUUUUCUCUGUUUUUUUUAUUUGGAACCGAACAUGACAUGUUAUUGUUGACUUUUGUGUUAUUUUUAUCAUAACGUCUUUUGUAUUCAUUAAAAUAUUGCACUUGUGAUUGGUGAGCUUUAUGAUGAGAUACGAUAUGUUUCAGUUCUGGUUUCCCAGUCGUGUCUUCUGGUUCAAUCUCUCUAACCCAAUUCAGCAGUUUCUCUUUCUCUGCAAAGGCUGCAGCUGAAGCUCUGUGAAGAUGUUAGAGAAAGUGGAAGAGUUUAACAUGGAGAGAGUGAUAGAGGAAUUUGAGAGGGUGACAAAGGAUGCUGGGAGGACUCAAAAGGAAACACUGAAAAAGAUUUUGGAAGAUAACGCUUCUGCUGAGUACUUACUGAAUUUGGGUCUGAAUGGGAGGACUGACCCUGAGAGUUUCAAGGCCUUUGUUCCACUGGUCACUCACAAGGACUUGGAGCCUUAUAUCAAUAGAAUACUUGAUGGGGAUACUUCUUCUGUUCUCACUGCCAAACCCAUCACAGCCAUGUCUUUGAGUUCUGGCACUACUCAGGGAAAGCCAAAGUUUGUACCAUGGAAUGAUGAACUGUUUGACACCACAUUGCAAAUAUAUCACACCUCUUUUGCCUUCAGAAACAGGGAAUUUCCCAUCAACAAUGGCAAAGCCUUGGGCUUUGUCUACAGCAGCAAGCAGUUCAAGACCGAAGGGGGUGUGCUAGCAGGAACUGCCACAACCAAUGUGUUUCGCAGUCCAGGGUUCAGGACUGCAAUGAAGGCCGUUCGGUCCCCAUUUUGCAGCCCUGAAGAAGUUAUAUUUGGUCCUGAUUUUCACCAAUCACUGUACUGCCACCUCUUGUGUGGGCUAAUAUUCAGGGAGGAAGUACAGAUGGUGUCUUCCACCUUUGCACACAGCAUUGUGAGUGCUUUUAGGACCUUUGAGCAAGUGUGGGAGGAGCUUUGUGUUGACAUCAAAGAAGGGGUGCUGAACAGCAAGGUCACAGUCCCAUCUGUUAGGACAGCAAUGUCUAAGCUGCUGAAACCUGACCCUGAGCUGGCCAACUUGAUCCACAAUAAGUGCAUGGGACUGAGCAACUGGUAUGGCCUAAUACCAGAGCUUUUCCCCAAUGUUAAGUAUGUUUUUGGCAUCAUGACUGGGUCAAUGGAACCUUAUUUGAAGAAGUUGAGGCAUUAUGCUGGAGAGUUGCCUUUGUUGACUUCUGACUAUGGAUCUUCUGAAGGGUGGAUAGCAACCAAUGUGAAACCAAGAGUGCCACCUGAAUUGGCCACAUACACUGUUCUUCCUCAAAUUGGCUAUUUUGAAUUCAUCCCUCUGAGAGAGCUGGCAGAAACUAAUGGAGAUGGCAGUUUCCUUUGUAUGGAUCCUAAGCCUGUGGGGCUCACUGAUGUGAAAGUUGGCGAGGAGUACGAGAUAGUCAUCACCAAUCCAGCAGGCUUGUACAGGUACCGACUUGGAGAUGUGGUGCAGGUUAUGGGGUUCCAUAACUCAUCUCCAGAAGUGAAGUUUGUUAGGCGCAGCAAUCUUCUGCUUAACAUCAACAUUGACAAGAACACAGAGAAAGAUUUGCAGAUAGCUGUGGAAGCAGCAUCACAGUUGUUGGCAGAGGAGAAAUUAGAAGUUAUAGAUUACACAAGCCACAUAGAUUUGUCCAAAGAGCCAGGCCAUUAUGUGAUAUUCUGGGAAAUCAGUGGAGAAGCAAGUGAAGAAGUGCUUGGUGGAUGCUGCAACUGCAUGGACAAGGCUUUUCUUGAUGCUGGCUACACCAGUUCUCGCAAAGUCAACUGCAUUGGUGCCCUUGAACUCCGACUUGUGAGGAGAGGAACAUUCCAGAUGAUUCUUGAGCAUUACGUGGCACUUGGAUCUGCUGCAAAUCAGUUCAAGACACCAAGAUACGUAGGCCCUACAAACACCAGAGUGUUGCAAAUAUUGAAUGAAAAUGUUGUCAAGAACUAUCUCAGUACUGCCUUCAACUGAAUAAUGAUAAUAAUAAUAAUAGUAAUAGUAAUAGUAAUAAUAAUAAUAACAAUAAUAGCAAUAAAUUAUGAUAAUAAUAUUUAUCAGUGAUAGCUAUCUAUAUAGUUUCCUUUCUCACAUGAAUAAAAGUUUACCUUAUUUCUA
This is a messenger RNA of Vigna radiata var. radiata (mung bean), 2308 nucleotides long. RefSeq names its product jasmonic acid-amido synthetase JAR1-like. Gene Ontology annotation, cellular component: cytoplasm. NCBI's taxonomy places the organism in Eukaryota, Viridiplantae, Streptophyta, Magnoliopsida, Fabales, Fabaceae. Gene Ontology annotation, molecular function: acid-amino acid ligase activity. The record is from RefSeq and is a predicted model, not a curated record. The transcript has 5 exons. The coding region runs from base 416 to 2164 and encodes 582 amino acids.